CAAGCUGCAGUAUAAGGAGUAGUGGCAGGGAGGAGGCCUCUGGGAAGGCAGGGGAGUCUGGGAAAGGAGAGAGGAGGCUGCAGACCUAGAAGGAGUGAGAACAAGAAGUCAGAAGGAAAAAGAGAACAGAGGAGGGCACACGGACACAGAGAAGAGAAAGGGCCAACAGAAGGAAACUUGGGUGGGAAAAAGACACUUAGGAGGGAGAAGGAGUGAGGCAGAGAUGAAGUUACAGGGGUCCCUGGCCUGCCUCCUGCUGGCCCUGUACCUGGGCAGUGGGGAGGCUGGCCCAUUGUUAAGUGGAGGGGCAAGCGCUGAAGCAGGUUUUGGGGAAGCCGUUGGACAUGCGGCAGGAGAUGCCAUUAGUCAUGGAAUCAGGGAGGCCAUUGGCCAAGGGGCCGGAGAGGCAGCCCAUGCUCUCGGAAACACUGGGAGUGAGGCUGGCAGACAGGCUGAGAACAUUAUUCGACAUGGAAUAGAUGCUGCUCACAGCUCCUGGCAGGGGAUGCCUGGCAGCAACGGUGCUUGGGGAACCAAUGGCCAGCCUCCAUCUGGAGGCCAGGGCACCUUUGGUUCUCAGGGUGGCCUUGGAGCCCACAGCCAGGGCAAUCCCGAAGGCCCAGGCAAUCCCUGGAUCCGUGGACAUGCUGGAGGCUCAGGUGGCAGCUUCGGAACCAACUCUCAGGGAAGCUCCUGGGGCCAAGGAGGCAAUGGAGGGCCAUACAACUUGGGACCCAACACUCAGGGAGCUGUGGCCCAACCUGGUUAUGGCUCAGCGAGGGGCAACAGCAACCCAAAUACGGAGUGCACCAACCCUCCGCCCUCUGGCUCAAGUGGAAGCUCUAGCAACUCUUGGGGAAGCAGUGGCGGCAGCAGCGGUGGUGGCAGCAACAGCGGUGGCAGCAGUGGCAGUAGCGGCGGCAGUGGCGGCAGUGGCAGCAGUGGCAGCAGUGGCAGCAGUGGCGGCAGUGGCAGCAGCGGCGGCAGCAACGGUGGCAGCAGCGGCGGUGGCAGCUACGGCAACAGCGGCGGUGGCAGCAGUGGUGGUGGCAGCAGCGGCAAUGGUGGCAGCAGCGGCAGCAGUUCUGGGGGCAACUGGGAACACAGUAGCAGCUCUUCCUCAGGAAGCAGCGGAGGAAGUGGUGGUGGAAAUAAACCCGAGUGUGACAACCCAGGAAAUGGAGUCCGAGUGUCCGGAGGAUCUGGGGGUCAGGGAAUAAGCAGGGAAGGUAGUCGCCUCCUUGGGAACUCCCAAGGCAAUUAUCAGGGGCAAGGGUCCAGUGGGGGAGGUGAAGCUGUCGGUGGAAUCGAUAACUUGAACUCUCAGACUUCUGGGCCCUUCAACUUCGACACUUUCUGGAAGAACUUUAAAGCCAAGCUGGGUUUCAUUAACUGGGAUGCCAUAAACAAGGGCCAAGUCCCAUCCCCCAGCACUCGAGCCCUCCUCUACUUCAGUCGACUCUGGGAGGAUUUCAAACACAAUACUCCUUUUUUGAACUGGAAAGAAAUUAUUGAGGGUAACUAUUCAUCAUCAUCACUUCAGAAGAGGGCAGGCAGUGCUGGUCAGCCUGGUGCAGGAUGGCCAGAGGUAGCAGCUGUAACUUCUAAGAACUACAAUUAUAACCAGCAGGCAUAUCCUACUGCGUCUGGUGGGCAGUACUCCGCCAAGGCCCCCGCUAAGGGGGGAGUCACGCUUUCUUCUUCGGCUUCCCGGGCGCGACCUGGCCUGCUGCAGUGGGUGAAGUUCUGGUAGAAAAUUACUCCCAAUUAUGCCUGAGACCCUGAGAAACAUCAGUCAUCCAGGAACCCAACCACGCCCCUCCCCCAGCUCUCCCUCCGGGCCAGCCCUGGUCCGGGUGUUGACACCUGCUCUUUCUAGGUUGGGGACCUGUCCUUUGUUUCUUCCCACACAUGUGGUGUCUCCUUGACCACCAGCGUCAUCAAAUAAACCAGCCACUUUUUCUAUCUACUCCAUGUGUGACCUGAAGUCACUGACCAUCUUUCAGGAGGAGUGUCCCACUUUUGAGUUUCUCUGUGGAAAUAAAACAUGAAUCUUUUUUUCUCUAA
Myotis daubentonii (Daubenton's bat) is the source of this 2067-nucleotide messenger RNA. RefSeq names its product dermokine (gene DMKN). The record is from RefSeq and is a predicted model, not a curated record. Gene Ontology annotation, biological process: cornified envelope assembly. Lineage: Eukaryota; Metazoa; Chordata; Mammalia; Chiroptera; Vespertilionidae.